Messenger RNA from Rattus rattus (black rat), 1229 nucleotides. It is a transcript of the gene Gdap1l1, whose product is annotated as ganglioside induced differentiation associated protein 1 like 1. Bases 95 to 1204 code for a protein of 369 amino acids. The record is from RefSeq and is a predicted model, not a curated record. NCBI's taxonomy places the organism in Eukaryota, Metazoa, Chordata, Mammalia, Rodentia, Muridae. The transcript is spliced from 6 exons.
GAGGAAGAGGGGCAGGCUCCGCGAGGCCAUGUGAUGCUGGGCGCCAGCGAGCCGCCGCCGAGCCGCCUCCUUCCUCCUCGGAUCGCGGGCUGUCAUGGCGACCCCCAACAACCUGACCCCCACCAACUGCAGCUGGUGGCCCAUCUCGGCGCUGGAGAGCGAUGCAACCAAGCCGGUGGAAGCCCCCGACGCGCCCGAGGCAGCCAGCCCCGCCCAUUGGCCCAAGGAGAGCCUGGUUCUGUACCACUGGACCCAAUCCUUCAGCUCGCAGAAGCACCUGCAGGUGCGGCUGGUGAUUGCUGAGAAGGGCCUGUCCUGUGAAGAGAGAGACGUGAGCCUGCCUCAGAGUGAGCAUAAGGAACCCUGGUUCAUGAGGCUCAACCUGGGUGAGGAGGUCCCGGUCAUUAUCCACAGAGACAACAUUAUCAGUGACUACGACCAGAUCAUUGACUAUGUGGAACGCACCUUCACAGGAGAGCAUGUGGUGGCCUUGAUGCCCGAGGCGGGCAGCCCACAACACGCCCGAGUGCUGCAGUACCGCGAGCUGCUGGAUGCGUUGCCCAUGGACGCCUACACGCACGGCUGCAUCCUGCACCCCGAGCUCACCACAGAUUCCAUGAUCCCCAAGUAUGCCACGGCUGAGAUCCGCAGACAUUUAGCCAACGCCACCACAGACCUCAUGAAACUGGACCAUGAAGAACCACAGCUCUCUGAGCCCUACCUUUCUAAACAGAAGAAGCUUAUGGCCAAGAUCCUAGAGCACGACGAUGUGGGCUACCUGAAGAAGAUCCUCGGGGAGCUGGCUAUGGUGCUGGACCAGAUCGAAGCAGAGCUGGAGAAGAGGAAACUGGAGAAUGAGGGGCAGAUGUGUGAGCUGUGGCUGUGUGGCUGUGCCUUCACCCUGGCGGAUGUCCUCCUGGGAGCCACCCUGCAUCGCCUCAAGUUCCUCGGACUGUCCAAGAAAUACUGGGAAGACGGCAGCCGGCCCAACCUGCAGUCCUUCUUUGAGAGGGUCCAGAGACGCUUGGCCUUCCGGAAAGUCCUGGGCGACAUCCACACAACCCUGCUAUCUGCUGUUAUCCCCAACGCGUUCCGACUGGUGAAGCGGAAACCGCCAUCAUUCUUUGGGGCGUCCUUCCUCAUGGGCUCCUUGGGUGGGAUGGGCUACUUUGCCUACUGGUACCUCAAGAAAAAAUACAUCUAGAGCCGGGCUGGGGCCUGGUGUGUGA